AUGCCUACGGAAAAUUAUCAAAUUCACAACAUAUAUCAGUACAAGAGGAAGACCUACAAGAAUAACCAAAAUGAAAAUUCGGUCGAAGGUUACGUGAACGGUAGGGCCGAUCAGAACGAUGUGACCGAUUCACCCCGGAGUGACCGAGUGACCAUCGACGAAGCUGGUUGUAGCUGUGACAUUGACUCAGACGGAGAAAUAGCGAACAUACUUCACAAGAAGAGGCCCGUGAUAGAGCUGGCACAGUUACAGCUACAGAGAGUCCUGGACGAAACUGACAAGUUGUUUUGUGAUAAUAUAGACUGCUGCAGGUCAAUCUAUGAUUUCUUGAACCUAUGUAAGGCAGCGAUCCUCAAACACAAUAAAUGUGGCUGUAUAUUUCUGAGUUUAGUAAUAUUGGCUUUCCUGGUCGGUGUGAUCAUUGGCUCUGCAACAUGUGGAGCCACUCUGAGACAUUUCAACAGCCCUAUCCUCACCUGUAUCGACAACCUGUUCAUUUCGGGUCCAUCCCCGCUCCAACACUCCUUUAAAGGCAUCAUAUGA
Danaus chrysippus (African queen) is the source of this 543-nucleotide messenger RNA. The record is from the annotation of a GenBank genome assembly. NCBI's taxonomy places the organism in Eukaryota, Metazoa, Arthropoda, Insecta, Lepidoptera, Nymphalidae.